GUACAAAACAAGUGGUCUCUUUGUAAUUGUCUUGCGUAAAAGCGUAUAAUCGCUCUUUCCCAUCGGUACAGGGACAAAUGUAUAGCUACUUGACCUAGACACAUUUUGUCAAGGGCACCUCCAUGAACAACUUGAAUGACCCCCCUAGAUGGAACAUGGGGCCAGACCCACAAGAAGGUGCUGCUGCUGACGGGAACAAAUGGAAUUAUGCCCUCCUCGUGCCAAUGCUGGGGCUGGCUGCCUUUCGCUGGAUCUGGACCAGAGAGUCUCAGACAGAGAUCAUAAAGGUCAAGGCCCGGUACGACCAGGACAUGUCUGCCGUGACCUCCAACCUUGAGAUGAAGUACAGAGACACCCUGACGGAGAACCGGCGGGCAGCGGCCAUCUUAGAGCUGGAGCUGGAGAAGGAGAGGCAGAGGGUCCAGGGGUACCGCCAGGCCCUCAUCUCACAGAGCCAGCAGGUCAUGGAGGAACGCAAACAGCUACAGGUGGAACGAGAGGCUCUGGAGCAAGAGAAGAUUAAGCUUUUAGAAUCCGGCGCCGCUGGGGCCGUCCUCCAACACGCUCUGGCCAGAGAGAGCGACUGGCACCAGAGGGCCUCAGCCAUGCUGAAGGAUCUGGAGGAGGACCUUGUGGAGAGACAGGGGGCCUACUGCAACCUGCUCCUCCCCAGGGAACAUAGGCUGGAGAUGGAGAAGAACCUGCUCCUCAAGGUGGUGAAGGAACCGUUGGGAACGGAUACAGAUCUGGAGGGAGACCUGAAGGAUAUCUUUAAGAACGACCGCUACUGUGCCAAAGGCAACAAUCGCCUCCUCAACGUGAAGAAAAUGGACAAGAGGAAGAAUGGUAGCUUGAUGUGGCUCUACCUCAGAUAUUGGCAGCUUCAGGUUACCAUGGAGACGCAUAAACGGGCAGAGGACUCAAUACUGGGAGUUACACCAGAUAAGAACGACCUCAAGUGACCUUGAUAGAGUUGACCUUGAUAGGGUUGACCUUGAUAGGGUUGACCUUGAGUAUAUAGUAACAGUCUUCUUGACUGCACAAAUGUUUUAUUUUUUCACUAAAUGGUGAAUUAGUUUGUAUAUUUCAUUUCCUCUACAUCGUUUUAUGACUCCUGACAAAUGUAAACGCUUACUUUGUUACUAGUGAAACACAGUAAAUGCCAAUGGAAUUGUCAUUGAAUGUCAGGGAUAUUUUCACAACUAUAGUUUUGUCUUCGCACUCCAAACCCAAUGUUGGAUGAUAUGAUACAGUAUCAUGAAUUCUAGAGGAAUAUUUCCUUUUGAUAAAAUCAUGUAUAUCCACAUUGGACAUCACAGCUGUUUGGUCAGUCAUGUAGAAAAGAAUAGUGAUAUACUUUUAUUUUGACAGAAUAUACAAAGUUAUAACAGACUGUGGUUGUGUCAUACGAUCGUGUAAUGACAUGUAAUAACAUACUGACAUCUCUGACUAGAUACUUUGUGUGGGUUAUUUAAUUAGAGGUAUUGGUUGAGUAAAGCCCAGGACUGACAAGCAUUGCUGACCAUAGCUUCCACAGGCUCCAUAAAGUUUGAACUAAUGUAAACUGAAUCAAAGAAAUAGACCUGAGCAAACAUUUACAUUUUAUUCAUGUAGCGGACACUCUCGUCCAGAGAUGAAGUUUUGUAG
This is a messenger RNA of Oncorhynchus mykiss (rainbow trout), 1647 nucleotides long. RefSeq names its product coiled-coil domain-containing protein 127. The record is from RefSeq and is a predicted model, not a curated record. NCBI's taxonomy places the organism in Eukaryota, Metazoa, Chordata, Actinopteri, Salmoniformes, Salmonidae.